This is a messenger RNA of Coregonus sp. 'balchen', 2288 nucleotides long. NCBI's taxonomy places the organism in Eukaryota, Metazoa, Chordata, Actinopteri, Salmoniformes, Salmonidae. The record is from the annotation of a GenBank genome assembly.
GGAGGCCAGAGUCCAGAGAGAGACCAACAGGGAGACCAACAGGGAGACCAGAGUCCAGAGAGAGACCAACAGGGAGGCCAACAGGGAGACCAACAGGGAUACCAGAGUCCAGAGAGAGACCAACAGGGAGACCAGAGUCCAGAGAGAGACCAACAGGGAGGCCAACAGGGAGACCAGAGUCCAGAGAGAAACCAACAGGGAGACCAGAGUCCAGAGAGAGACAAACAAGGAGAUCAACAGAGAGACCAGUCCAGAGAGAGACCAGUCCAGAGAGAGACCAACAGGGAGACCAGAGUCCAGAGAGAAACCAACAGGGAGCCCAGAGAGAAACCAACAGGGAGCCCAGAGUCCAGAGAGAGACCAACAGAGAGACCAGAGUCCAGAGAGAGACCAACAGGGAGACCAACAGAGAGACCAGAGAGAAACCAACAGGGAGACCAACAGGGAGACCAGAGUCCAGAGAGAGACCUACAGGGAGACCAACAGGGAGACCAGAGUCCAGAGAGAGACCAACAAAGAGACCAACAAAGAGACCAACAGGGAGACCAGAGUCCAGAGAGAGACCUACAGGGAGACCAACAGGGAGACCAGAGUCCAGAGAGAGACCAACAAAGAGACCAACAGGGAGACCAGAGUCCAGAGAGAGACCUACAGGGAGGCCAACAGGGAGACCAACAGGGAGACCAGAGUCCAGAGAGAGACCUACAGGGAGGCCAACAGGGAGACCAACAGGGAGACCAGAGUCCAGAGAGAGACCAACAGGGAGACCAGAGUCCAGAGAGAGACAAACAAGGAGACCAACAGAGAGACCAGUCCAGAGAGAGACCAACAGGGAGACCAGAGUCCAGAGAGAGACCUACAGGGAGGCCAACAGGGAGACCAGAGUCCAGAGAGAGACCUACAGGGAGGCCAACAGGGAGACCAGAGUCCAGAGAGAGACAAACAAGGAGAUCAACAGAGAGACCAGUCCAGAGAGAGACCAGUCCAGAGAGAGACCAACAGGGAGACCAGAGUCCAGAGAGAAACCAACAGGGAGCCCAGAGAGAAACCAACAGGGAGCCCAGAGUCCAGAGAGAGACCAACAAGGAGACCAACAGAGAGACCAGUCCAGAGAGAGACCAGUCCAGAGAGAAACCAACAGGGAGCCCAGAGAGAAACCAACAGGGAGCCCAGAGUCCAGAGAGAGACCAACAAGGAGACCAACAGAGAGACCAGAGUCCAGAGAGAGACCAACAAGGAGACCAACAGAGAGACCAGAGAGAAACCAACAGGGAGACCAACAGGGAGACCAGAGUCCAGAGAGAGACCUACAGGGAGACCAGAGUCCAGAGACAGACCAACAAAGAGACCAACAAAGAGACCAACAGGGAGACCAGAGUCCAGAGAGAGACCUACAGGGAGACCAGAGUCCAGAGAGAGACCAACAAAGAGACCAACAGGGAGACCAGAGUCCAGAGAGAGACCUACAGGGAGGCCAACAGGGAGACCAGAGUCCAGAGAGAGACCAACAGGGAGACCAGAGUCCAGAGAGAGACAAACAAGGAGACCAACAGAGAGACCAGUCCAGAGAGAGACCAACAGGGAGACCAGAGUCCAGAGAGAGACCUACAGGGAGGCCAACAGGGAGGCCAACAGGGAGACCAGAGUCCAGAGAGAGACCUACAGGGAGGCCAACAGGGAGACCAGAGUCCAGAGAGAGACCAACAGGGAGACCAGAGUCCAGAGAGAGACAAACAAGGAGACCAACAGAGAGACCAGUCCAGAGAGAGACCAACAGGGAGACCAGUGUCCAGAGAGAGACCAACAGGGAGACCAGAGUCCAGAGAGAAACCAACAGGGAGACCAACAGAGAGACCAACAGGGACACCAGAGUCCAGAGAGAGACCAACAAGGAGACCAACAGAGAGACCAGAGUCCAGAGAGACCAACAGGGAGACCAACAGGGACACCAGAGUCCAGAGAGAGACCAACAAGGAGACCAACAGAGAGACCAGAGUCCAGAGAGAAACCAACAGGGAGACCAACAGGGAGACCAGAGUCCAGAGAGAGACCAACAAGGAGACCAACAAAGAGACCAACAGGGAGACCAGAGUCCAGAGAGACCAACAGGGAGACCAGAGUCCAGAGAGAGACCAACAGGGAGACCAGAGUCCAGAGAGACCAACAGGGAGACCAGAGUCCAGAGAGAGACCAACAGGGAGACCAGAGAGAAACCAACAGGGAGCCCAGAGAGAAACCAACAGCGAGACCAGAGUCCAGAGAGAGACCAACAGGGAGACCAAGCAGUA